This is a messenger RNA of Dicentrarchus labrax (European seabass), 1690 nucleotides long. RefSeq names its product olfactomedin-4-like. Gene Ontology annotation, biological process: signal transduction. The transcript is spliced from 7 exons. The record is from RefSeq and is a predicted model, not a curated record. NCBI's taxonomy places the organism in Eukaryota, Metazoa, Chordata, Actinopteri, Moronidae. Bases 27 to 1406 code for a protein of 459 amino acids.
CAUUUACCUCUGCUCUCUGAUCCACCAUGAAGCUGUAUGUGAUUGUUCCUCUGUGUGCUCUGUUCACCCUCACCCAACAGGCACCGUCACGUGAUAAGUGUGCAUGUGAGUUGACUAAUUCAGAGAAGGCAUUCCCUCAUGACAAACUCAGCACAGUGGAGAACGAUGCAUCAAAAUGCAACAGCAACAUCACCCCACAGAAGACUCUGGAGCUGGAGAGUCUGCUGUUGGGUUUGGAGCGACGUUUGCCCCGGCUGCAGGAAGAUGUGUCGAUGCUGGAGAGGGAGGAUGACGGACAGCUCUAUGCAGUUCUCAGCCUGUAUGUGUUAGAGAAUGAAAUGGUUGAGAUCAAGCAGCUUCUCGACAGGCUCAACGGCACCACCCUGGGACACCAGCGUCUAACUGCUGACACCACUAAACAGCUGAAAGACCUGAGAGCAGAGAUGCAGCAGCUGGAGACGUACGACACCCUGCAGGUGGUGAAGAGACAACAAGACAACAAGCAGCUGAAGAGAGACCUGGACCAGUGCAGGAAUCGACUUUACCCCAUCGCCCAACCCACUCCUCCACAACGUAACUGUCCCCAUGGUGAAUUUAGAAACAUUACCAGGGUGAGGAUGCACACACAAGGAGAGUACCCUGAUUCCUACAAGUAUGGAGCCUGGGGUCAGGAUCCCAAACCAGAGGCGGGGAAGGAGAACUGGUAUUGGCUGGUAAUGCUGACUUCCAGCAACAUAUACGCCAACUACGUCCGUCGCUACUCCAGCCUGAGCUCUCUCAUUGUUGGGGUGAGCACCCCAGGUAAUGUUGAGAUCCACUCCUCUAACCCAACCACCAACACCAUCCAGGGUCCCAAUGUUGUGCUGUAUGGAGAGGCCCUAUACUACAACUGUUACAACCAAGAUUCUGUUUGUCGAUUCAACCUCACCACCAAAGCUGUUACCACCUUACAGCUACCCAAAGGCACUAGGUAUAAUUCAAAGGGUAACUUCUGCCAUCUUGAUGAAUGCUACCCAUACACCGAUCUGGACCUGGCGACAGAUGAGUCAGGCGUCUGGGUGAUCUAUACCAGCAAACAGGACUUUGGCAACCUGGUGCUGUCCAAGGUAGAGGAAGGUGAACCGCUGACACUCGGCCAAACCUGGCGCACCUCGGUCUACAAGCAGGGGGUUACCAACACAUUCAUGGCCUGUGGUGUGCUCUAUGCGACACGGUACGUCAACAAAGAAGUGGAGGAGAUCUUCUAUUCGUUUGACACCACAACAGGGGUAGAAAGGUUCGACAUUGGUGUGUUCAUCAACAAGAUGUCUCCCAACAUUAAUUCCCUGAACUACAGCCCUGUGGACCAAAUGCUUCAUGCCUACUGUGACUCCCACAUGGUUUCUUAUAAGGUUCUGUUUUCAUAAGUAGAUAAUGCUGACAACAUUUUCCACCAAAGCCUGUCUACUCAGUACUAAAUUUAGUCACUUCUACUUUGCUGUUCUUUAAGUGUUAAGGUACUAUCAAUCACACUUCCUGGAGAUGUUUCACUUUAAAAGCCUUAUUAUUAUAGGAAGAAUUUUUUUGAUGCAAGAAAGAUAGCUGCAAAUGCUUGGCAGAUAAAGUUUGGUGUAAAAAGGUGCAAUGUGUUUCAAUUUUAAUGUCACUAUAUUCACCACUUUGACUAAAAUAAAGUGUGGUCAGAAGACUA